AUGUUGUUCCCCGUCGAGAAGACGGAGCAAGUCCAGAUCAUUGCGGCAUGCGUCGUGCUGAGCGUCCUGCCGGUGACGGCGGUCGGGCUCCGGAUCUUGGCUCGCAAGAUGGCCUAUCGGGUGUUGGAUAUGAGCGAUUGGUUUAUCAUGGUGUCGUGUCUUCUCGUCAUCGGGCACUGGAUCGAGAUUAUGUGUGCAUGCUUGGUGGGCGGCAUGGGGUAUAUGGGCUUAGCCGACCUCACCAAGACCUACGGUCCUGGACCGGUGUCCGUUCAAAAGAAAAUCGAAUUCGCAUCCAUCUUCAUCGUGCUCGCCUCGGGCUGCUUCUACAAGCUCUCAGUGCUCGCGCUCUACACCAAGAUCCUACCCUUCCCCAUCAUCGCCAUCCUCACCCGCGUCAUCGCCGCCAUGAUGCUGGUAUGGUACACCGCGACCUGGGUGGGGAACAUCUUCAUUGUGCAGCCCGUCGCCGCCAAUUGGGAUUUCUCUAUUCCCAUCACAUGGCAAGGCGACAUACCCGCCUUCGCUAGGUCCAUAGACGCCAUGACUAUCGUCACUGAUAUUGCCAUCCUGGUGCUGCCGUUCAAGUACUUGAUGACUCUACGUAUGCCGUUCUGGAGCAAGACGGCGCUAUUAUUCGCUUUUAGCCUUGGCAUACUCACCGUUAUAAUCUCCAUCAUCCGCCUGUACCUAACCAAGUGGGACUCCAACAUAGCUGAUGACCUGACCGUGCCAUUCAUCUGGGAAGGCCUCGAGCCCAGCAUUGGCAUAAUAGCGGCCUGCAUCCCGACCCUGCGCCCGUUACUCGGCCGCGGCACCUACUCCACCGGUACCAUGCAACUUCGGCCCCCCGCCACCCGCCGCACUCCUAAGAGCUUCGAGACCAGGGUGCUUGACGAUAUCGACAAGGAUACGUCAACGCUGAUACAGCUACGCCCUACACCGCCUGAUCAUAGCACGAAUGUCAUGUCGGAGCCGCGCGUGGGGAGCGGCGAGACGGAUAGAGAGGGGUUGCGUGAGGUGAAAUCGCUGGAGAGGCCCGGGGCCAUUCAUGUUAAGACUGAAUGGUCGGUUUCGGAGGAAUGA
Molecule: messenger RNA, 1086 nt
Organism: Pseudomassariella vexata
Lineage: Eukaryota; Fungi; Ascomycota; Sordariomycetes; Amphisphaeriales; Pseudomassariaceae
Exons: 5
Coding region: 1-1086 (361 amino acids)
Source: RefSeq, a predicted model, not a curated record